Messenger RNA from Microthlaspi erraticum, 741 nucleotides. The record is from the annotation of a GenBank genome assembly. Lineage: Eukaryota; Viridiplantae; Streptophyta; Magnoliopsida; Brassicales; Brassicaceae.
AUGCUUGUUUACUCAUCAAGGUACCAUGGCGACGGACAAGGAAGAAGGAUCCAGCGGUGUUGGGAGGCCUUGCUAGAUCAGAUCAAGAAGAUGAUGGCGGAGAGUUUGAUCGGAGAGAACAGAUCAAACAAGGCAAGAAGGAAGGAGACUAGGAAUCCAAUACAUAUUUCCGAUGGAGACAAGAGGAAUGAUCCCAUGGCAUCUCAUGGUCUCGGUGACGAUCAGGCCCAUGCCUACUACGGCAGCGAUGAGGAUUCCACCGUUUCAUGGCCGAAACAAUCCGACGAGUACAUGGAUUGGGAAAAGAAGUGCGAGUUCAACUUUAACUUGCACAACAUCAUUGGAGACAACCGUGUCAAGCUAGCCGUCUCGGAGUUCAACGAUUAUGCGUUGAGAUGGUGGGAACAAAUCAUUUUGGCUCGCGAGAUUGGUGGUGCCUUUGAGGUUACUACUUGGGAAGAAAUGAAGCGCAUCAUGAGGCAGCGAUUUGUCCCUGGCCAUUACCAACGUGAGCUACACUCUAAGCUCAGGAAGCUUACUCAGGGUUCCAAGUCUGUGGAAGAAUAUUACCAAGAGAUGGAGGUAAUGCUCUUGCGCGCCAAUGUGGUUGAAGAUCGCGAGGCCACUAUGUCUCGAUUCCUUGGAGGCUUGAACCGUGAGAUACAAGAUAUUGUGGAGAUGCAAAAUUGUGUGGGCUUGAAUCCAUGUUCCACAAGGCAGUCUUGGCCGAGACACAAUUGA